CUCCGGAGCAACUUACUCACCGACGCGCAAACAAACUCGCCUUUCAGCCCGCGACCCGUGGCCGUGCAUCAUCAUCAUCACCUUCACCAAUGUCGUCGACCGAAGCAUCAGCCCCUUCCGCGCCGCGCCUUCGUGUCCGCCGAGCCACGCGGGAUGACGCGGGGGCGAUCGCGAAGGUGCACUUCGAGGCCUUCGGGCCGGGGGUGAUGAACAGGCUGAUGCACCCGGGCGGGGUGAGCGAGGAUUCACGGACCAGGUUCGCCGGGUCGAUAUUUCCUCCGCCGGGGGAACAGCAGCCCGCCGACGCCUUUGUCGUGGUGGCUGAGCUCGAGGAGGACGGGGGUGGGCGGGACCCCGUGAUCGUGGCCUUCUCAAAGUGGAAGCUGGUCAGGGAGCAGCAGCCCCCCGGGGAGUGGGAGAAGGAGGGCGCGCGCGACAUGACGGCGGAGCAGCUGGGCGAGGGUGCCGAUGCCGUCGUGUAUAACGAGUUCAUGGGCGGGUUGCACCGGAUGAGGGCGCGCUGGAUCAAGGGCGAGCCGCACCUACAUCUGGGCAUCCUGGCGGCCACGCCGACCCGCCACCGGCUCGGGGCCGGGUCAGCGCUGCUCAAGUGGGGCUGCGAGCUCGCCGACAGGGAGAAGACGACGGCAUGGCUGGAGUCGUCGCCGGUAGGGUACUCUCUGUACAAGAAGUUCGGAUUCGAGCCGGUCGAGGUGGCCGACCUCAAGCUGACCUCACUGUGGGGCGCGGUCAACAGCGAUGGCGAGAACUGGGGUGGUGCAAACGCGGUCGAGGUGGGUGGUGAGCUCCCCGAGGGCAGCUUCAGGUCUGUCAUGAUGAAGAGGUUGCCCAAAACGUCAUGAGGGAUACGAGUCGUGUGGGCUAUGGACGUUGGAAAGGUCCCAUCGUGGGGGCCGUUCACG
Diaporthe batatas is the source of this 923-nucleotide messenger RNA. RefSeq lists its product as uncharacterized. Lineage: Eukaryota; Fungi; Ascomycota; Sordariomycetes; Diaporthales; Diaporthaceae. The record is from RefSeq and is a predicted model, not a curated record. The transcript has 2 exons. Bases 90 to 863 code for a protein of 257 amino acids.